Molecule: messenger RNA, 918 nt
Organism: Diabrotica virgifera virgifera (western corn rootworm)
Lineage: Eukaryota; Metazoa; Arthropoda; Insecta; Coleoptera; Chrysomelidae
Exons: 2
Coding region: 1-918 (305 amino acids)
Biological process (GO): DNA repair; telomere maintenance
Molecular function (GO): DNA helicase activity
Source: RefSeq, a predicted model, not a curated record
AUGCCUGCACAACUACGAAGGUUGUUUGCAUAUCUUCUAUGUUACUGUAGCACAGAAAAUGCACUGGAAUUAUGGCGCACAUUCAAAAGGCAUUUUAUAGAAGAUUACGUGCGCAGAGGCGAGUCUGAGGAAAUCGCAGAAGUAAAAGCGCUAAGACGAGUUGACAACAUUCUGCGGUAUCUGGGAACCAGCUUAAGCGUCUACGGCAUUCCCAUACCCGAAACAAACGAACCGACCAACGAUGAUGAUUCUGACAACGACGGCGGAAUUGUCGAUCGUAUGAAUGUUGAACAAAGGUUAUGCUACGAGCAACUUACGGGCGGUGAUAUAAAACAACUGCUACCAAUCGUCGGCGGAGGAAGAGUAGAACAAUUGCAAUCGCUCUUAUACCAUUGUAACGCAUGGCAUAGUUUCAAGCACAUGAAACUCAGCGUGAACAUGCGUGCUGAUGCCGCCGAACUGGAAUUUGCAAAUUGGCUUGAAAACGUUGGUCGGCAUAGCCCCGAGAUUCGAGUAACCCAUCCACGAUCGAUGAGAAACUAUUUAGUUCAAAUACCGAAUGAAUGCGUGGUUAGACACGUGAUGGGAGCCAUAUACGGUUAUAUCGAUUUCAAAUUCCCAACCCUUCCACAAUUAUUUGCAGACCGCUCAAUAAUUUGCCUAAGGAUCGACGUCUGCACUGAGAUAAAUAAUAAGAUGCUGAGACGGUUGCCAAGCGAUACCGUGGCCGUUUGCAGUGUCGAUAAUGUCGACUCUGACAAUCCGGAAGACGCAGAAAAUUUCCCGAUGGAAUUUCUAAAUCGUAUCAAAUACGGCGGCUUACCUAUUCACGAGUUAAUGUUGAAGGUAGGCGCACCCGUCAUUUUGCUGCACAAUAUUGAUGCGAGAUCAGUCUUCGCAUCGAAGUUUCACAUUUGA